GGCGCAAACGAAAACCUACUCAGCCUCUCUGUCUCUCAGAUCUCGCUAAAUCCAAUGGAUCAAGAACAAGAUCCAUGUGAAGUAGUUAAAGAAGCUUCUUUAGAGCCGAAAACUCAAAUCGCUAAUCUCCCCGAUUCGAUUUCGUCUUCUGAUUCCGACUCUUCUCUAUCGGAAGAAGAUAUGAUAAUCAUCGCACAGAGAGACAGAGGAACCUUCACGUUGUCUCCACUCUGUAACCAAUACAGCGACAAGACGAGGAUUGAUUCGAAUCUUUUCGAUUGUGUUUUGGUAUCUGAUGAAGAAAUCAUCGAGUCUAUCUAUCAGAAUCUGCUGAGAAUCAUCGUCUCGCUGCAAUUACAAGGCAAUAGUAAUGUUUCUGCUGCUGAAAUCUGGUGUUUUGAUGGCUGCAAGACACCUCCUUCGCGGCACACAGACAGUAAGAUGGUUCCUGAUACUUGUCCUGGAGCUCCAAUGAAGCUCACCAAGAUAUCGAGGAACAUUGAUUCUGGAUUGAGAAGAAAACUCUUCUGAUUCUUGAGAUGUUAAAACUACUUUUCUGACAUGGAUUGUUGUUGUGACCAUAUUGUAGCUGUAAGAAGAGCUUUUAGGGAUAAUGAUGAUGAUGAUGAUGAUGAUAUAACUCUCCUGGCUUUUGAUUUUAACUUGUUUUUGUCUUUUGAUCUGUACAGUAUUAUGAGGAUUUGCUAGCUUAUAGCUAGUUGUUGUUGGAGACUUUCAGUUUCUGUUUUUAAGAAAGUACAAUCCUUUCUUUGUUUCUGUAAUUUGUGUUUAUGUGUCCUGGAAGAAUCUUGAAUAAAGUUUUAAUUUUUCCCCUAUUCAAUUCAAAUUUAUGCAUAUAUAUGGGUG
This is a messenger RNA of Thlaspi arvense, 867 nucleotides long. The record is from the annotation of a GenBank genome assembly. NCBI's taxonomy places the organism in Eukaryota, Viridiplantae, Streptophyta, Magnoliopsida, Brassicales, Brassicaceae.